AUGAAGUUCCUUCUGAUUUUGACCGUUACCCUGCUCCUGGCCCAGGUCACCCCAGCCAUGAAGUGUUGGAAUAUGUUGGGAAGAUGCAGAGAAACAUGUGAACAGAAUGAAGUGUUCUAUAUAAUGUGCAAGAAUUAUGGUAUGUGCUGUGUGUCUCCCAAACACGUGCCUGUCAGAAACUGA
Rangifer tarandus platyrhynchus (Svalbard reindeer) is the source of this 183-nucleotide messenger RNA. Lineage: Eukaryota; Metazoa; Chordata; Mammalia; Artiodactyla; Cervidae. The record is from the annotation of a GenBank genome assembly.